GUGCACCUUGCUCCUCCGAUCGAUUUUAUUUUGAUUAUAUAAAUAUGAAUUCGAUUACAUCAAAACUGAAGAUAUUACAAUUAGUGCUGGGUGUCAUCCUAUUAUGUGUUGUGCAAAAUGUGAGAUCUGAUUUCGAUCCGAAACUUAUCUGCUCGCUGGUUGUGGAUGGCACAAAAAUGAACGAUCCUCGAGCGUGUAAUGCUUGGAUAGAGUGUGUAGAUGGAAAGCCCAUUGGCGGCAGCUGUGACGAUGGAUUCUCAUACGAUAGGGAGAGUAAAAGUUGUCUGCCCUCGGAUACGGUCAAGUGCAUCUCCAGUGAUCCAUGUGCAGGAGUAGAGACAGGAUUUGCCGCCGAUCCAUACUCCUGCAAUGGCUAUUACUAUUGCAAGAAUUCCAAGGGAACUCGCGGAGAGUGCAAAGAGGGAUAUAACUUUAACCCCGGCACCUUUGACUGCCUACGGAACUUUCCCUGUACACUUGGAAUGGAUCCAGAUAGCAUAUGCAACAUAUUGCCCGACGGCGUCUUUAUCAAAGAUCACACCAAUUGUAAUGGCUGGCAAAUGUGCUGGAAAGGCAACGUUAUCACUGACACCUGUUCCGGCACCUUUUUCUUCGAUCCCGUACACGGCAAGUGUGAUUAUCCCCAAAAUGUUGAGUGCGUUCACACAGAGCCCCCACCCCUAAAAGCAGACCCUGUCUCCUGCCCACAGUCAGGUAUAUUUGUGCCCGAUAAGCAGUCUUGCAAUGGCUAUUUCUACUGUCAUGAAAAUCCCGAAGGUGAUAUGGUUCUAUUGCCAGGCAUUUGUCACGAAAGUCGAUUCUUCAGUAUCGAAAAUCACGGUUCUUGUGUACGUCAAGAAAAGAUUCAUUGCCCCUACGAUCGCUGUGUUCAUUUGGGAUUCACAAACAUUGAGCUGGCUAACCUGUCGGAUGAUGGAUGUCGAGGAUAUGCCAUUUGUCAAGAUGGCAAGACAAUUGACACGGGAACGUGUCCCGAUGGGGAAUACUUUGAUGAAGUCUCUCAACGCUGCACCAACGAGGUCAUAACUUAUGCAGCAUGUGCUCAAUCCAAAGAAACUACUAUAGCCUCGUGAUGAGAAAAAUCUCUUAACUGUUUAUAAAUAAAAAUGUAAAUAUUAUUGUGAUAAUUUUAGUAA
Molecule: messenger RNA, 1157 nt
Organism: Drosophila innubila
Lineage: Eukaryota; Metazoa; Arthropoda; Insecta; Diptera; Drosophilidae
Product: peritrophin-48
Exons: 2
Coding region: 45-1094 (349 amino acids)
Cellular component (GO): extracellular region
Molecular function (GO): chitin binding
Source: RefSeq, a predicted model, not a curated record